AUGGCUGCGCUGGUUCAAACGAUCCCCCAACACAGUAGCACAGUACCGGUGCUCCAGACGCGUCCUUCCUCCUCCUCGGGCACCUUCGUCUCCUCAACAGCCCAGAAUCCAGGCUCUCAAUACCAGAAUAUGUCCUGGGGCUCCUUCAAUACCGGCAAUUCCGGGAGCUAUCGCGCAGGCCACCCGGUUGUGGCUCCCUAUGCCUACGCUCCCAAUCUGGGUCCUGCGGCUUCCUCUCCCACAGCACAGCAUCGCCAGUCGUGGUCGCCCCAUCUUCGUACGGAGCAUCGCACCUUUUCCGCUCCUGCGAUCCAUCAGGGUUCCAUGAAUCCGUCCUUCACGGGCAACUCGCGUGUCAACAAUCCUGCAGCUGGUUCUGUAUCGACUUCCUCUUCGUCCAACUCUUCUUUUCGUUCCCAUAUUUCCAAGGACGACAGUGCCCUUCCUUCCCGGCAGUUGAGAACGGAGCAACCGCUCCGUCCUCUGUCGACUGCCAACCUCCCUCCUCCCAACGUCAUGAAUAUCUCCUCUCCCGCUGGCUCCGCAAAGCCCUCUCCUAAUCGUUACCGUCGUGCGAAUCAACAACGGACAGACAGUGCUCGAUCUCAGUCACCCGUCCCUGCGUCCACGCCUCCUGCUAUUGAUGAUAAGACGACCGUCGGCCCUCCCCCCGUUUUCCGGUCAAAUGGCCAUAACCGUGUUUCCAGCGUAGACGACUCGUCUCACCUAGAAAGGCCACAGCCGGAACUCGCUAAGCGGUACCGUCGCCGGAGUCUGGGGAAUAUGGAUCCAGCUGCGUACCCAAACUUGGAGCUGCAAAUUCCCGUCUCCUCAUCUCCUCAGUCAGGCCCCUACGACUUCAUCGCAUUUGACACGAACCAAAGGCCUCGCUCGGCACACUCUCACCGGGAUAGUUCGGGGAGCGUCCACUCGGCACACUCAUCAACCUCUUCGGUUCGAGUACCGUCUCCCGAUGCAAGUUCUAUCACCAGUAAGACCGGUAGGCCGGAGGAGAAGCGAGCAAGCAAACCCUCGCCCCUCUCACAACCGUCGACUUCAGCCGAAUCCCCAAAGACUGGACCGACUACAGCGUCGUCACCCCCGUCGGAAUCGCCGGCAGCCAAACGUCUGGCUGAGCUGAAGAAUGAUCACAAGCGCCCGGGAAAAUCACGCUUACGACGUGCCUUCUCUUUCGGCAGUGCUUCUGAGUUGUUGAAGGCAUCCUCCGCACAAAAUGCCGCUGCCAAGCGAGAGGCCGCGGCUGCCGAGCAGGCUCGCCGGGAGGCUCUUCGUGAGGAGCUGGGAGAAGAACAAGCCGCCAUUGCUGAGCAACAAGAAGCCAGUGGCCUGGGUGAGAGUAUCUACUCCCAUCAAGGUAGCUUCUUCCGUGGCUCCACCGAUGCUCUGUCCGUUUCAUCAACCGCUUCCUCGGCAUCGAUGAUGCUCCGCAAGAUGGGCAAGGGGAUGAAGCGAGGCGGUCGAUCCCUCGUCGGCUUGUUUCGUCCUAAGUCAAUUGCGAGCAUCAACUCGAUUGAAGGUGGAGUCGGAGCACCGGAACAGCCCAUGGCUGCUCCCAAGAUCUCAGUGGUGAAUGUUGAAGGCGAGCGAGCGGACCUGGAGAGCGUAACAGUGAAUCCCGAUCUGCAAGACGUGCCCCGUGGAGGCACAGUAUUCCCCAAAGCCGAAGGAGGCUCGGAGCCUCGCCGAUCUACUUCUAUCCGCGAUCGCCCGCAGCAACGCAGUGUCUCGGAUAACACCGCUGACACGCGCAAGAGCAUCCUUGGAGGUGAGCGUGAACGAGCGGAGGUCUUGGCGAAUAUUCGGCAGACCAGGGGUAUCUUGAAGAAGACCAACUCGGAUCUCGGUGUGUCUCAGGUUCGUGCACAGAAUGGCAGUGAAUCGCCACAUUCCAGUGCGCCAACGACCCCUGAUGAAGGCAGCCGGGCUGCUCGCCCGGCCGAUCAUGUCAAGAUCGCUGGUGAAGACUACUUCAUGUCGGAAGGUGGACGCUUUUCCGGUGGUGACGCUAAGAGCGCCCCCAUCACUCCUCAGCCGAGUUCACGAAACAUCAUGUUCAGCCCUCGCAUUCAAUUCCACGACACCUGGCCCAGUGGCGAGUAUGACCGUCGUGGAGACAUUGCGACUUGCAACCGUUUGACGCCUCUGCUUGCUCAACAGAUCCGCGAGGAGAUAAAUAACUUCAAGAUGGAGAUGGAAGUCCAUGAGAACUCCAAGAUCUACACCCACUUCAUUUGA
Messenger RNA from Penicillium subrubescens, 2256 nucleotides. RefSeq lists its product as uncharacterized. The record is from RefSeq and is a predicted model, not a curated record. Gene Ontology annotation, molecular function: actin binding. Gene Ontology annotation, biological process: actin cytoskeleton organization. The coding region runs from base 1 to 2256 and encodes 751 amino acids. NCBI's taxonomy places the organism in Eukaryota, Fungi, Ascomycota, Eurotiomycetes, Eurotiales, Aspergillaceae. The transcript is spliced from 3 exons.